AUGAACACUACUAGCUUGCUCAAUUUAAGUGCUCAGCCUAAUGUUCAUGCAAUUCACCAAAGACUUCAAGAACACAAGAAAAUAGAGGCAUCAUCAUCAAUUUCAUCAAUCAGUGAUCCCAAGAGUGAGAUACAUAACUUCAGUAAACAAGCCCAUUUGACAAUUUCACAAGUUAAGGAGAAGGAAGUUGAAUUUUCAUCACAAAAUAAAUCGGUAGUUCAAGAAAAACCUCAGAUCAAUCUGAAUGAAUUUCUUCAACAACUUAGAAAACGGAAAAGAGAUGAUGAUAAGGCAGACAAAAGUCAUGAUCAUAACAUUAGUUGUUUUACAGAGUCGGAAGGUUCAUUGAAAGAUGACAGUUCAAUUGCAAAUUUCUUUGCUGAUACAAGUUACAAUGGGGACAAAUCGGGUGCAAUAUUAGGGAAUUGA
This is a messenger RNA of Nicotiana attenuata, 429 nucleotides long. Its product is annotated as dehydration-responsive element-binding protein 2F-like. NCBI's taxonomy places the organism in Eukaryota, Viridiplantae, Streptophyta, Magnoliopsida, Solanales, Solanaceae. Bases 1 to 429 code for a protein of 142 amino acids. The transcript has a single exon. The record is from RefSeq and is a predicted model, not a curated record.